Molecule: messenger RNA, 6222 nt
Organism: Nyctereutes procyonoides (raccoon dog)
Lineage: Eukaryota; Metazoa; Chordata; Mammalia; Carnivora; Canidae
Product: phospholipid-transporting ATPase ABCA3-like
Exons: 33
Coding region: 1-6222 (2073 amino acids)
Biological process (GO): transmembrane transport; lipid transport
Cellular component (GO): membrane; intracellular membrane-bounded organelle
Molecular function (GO): ATP binding; ABC-type transporter activity; lipid carrier activity
Source: RefSeq, a predicted model, not a curated record
AUGAAGGAGCAGCAUUUAUCAAGACCGCAGAGGGCAGCGGCCACUGAAUCUCCUCCCACUUCCCGCCGCCAGCCACCGGCCUGCGAGGGUGAUCAGGCCCCUGAGGGACGAGGGAGCCCGGACAGGCGGAGGAUGAUGGGGUCGCUCGGCGCGGGGCAGGGGCCAAGAGCCCGGAAGCGGGCGAACGGCCACGAGGUAGGGCCCUCGGGGUCUGGGUGCCUCAGGCAGGGCGCGAGAGAAGAAUUUAAUGAGGCCUCACGCUCUGAGACAGGGUCCGGGGCACAGAGGGCGCGGAGACCGUGCCGCGAGGGCCGCAGGGAGGAAGGGGCGGCCUGGGGCUGGGCGUGUGCGCGCUUGCGCGAGGCAGGGGCCGAGGCGGGAGACCAGAGCCUCGCGAGAACUCUCAGCUGGGCGGUUGGGGAAGGCGUUGGGAGGAGGCGCUGCGGCGGGGGCCCAGGGCGCGUGUCCCUCAGAGGUGGGGGUGGGGGCGGAGCUGUGGCGCUGGUGGUUUGGAGCCCUGAGCGGAACUAUGGGCCUUUCAAUUACUCUCUUCAGCCUGUUGAUGAGUUGCCUGCAUUCCUUGAAGUGCCCAUGAUUUUUCCUGGUGCAUGGGAACUGGCUUUUGUGCCUUCCAAAAGUGUUGUGGUGAAGGGUAUCGUUGAACUUGUGAAAAGGGAUUUACAGUAUAAUUUCUCAGUUCAAGGUUUUUCUUCAGAAAGGAAUUUUGAAGAGUAUGUUAAGCAAGAGAAUAACUCUAAAAAAGUGUUGGUUGGUAUUAUUUUUGACCACAAGUUCCAAAAUAGUAAUGAUCCCCUGCCAUUUAAGGUAAAAUAUUCUCUGCGUUUUAGUGGUUUUCAGAGGAACAAGUAUGUGAGUUUCUUCCGAACUGGAGGCUGGGAAACAGGUGUUCUCUUUCCAACUUUUCCUUCUUUGGGACCCAGAAGUGAACGUAAUUCAAAUGGGGGGCCACCUGGGUAUAUCACUGAAGGGUUCCUGGUUAUGCAGCAUGCCUUGGAUCGGGCCAUCAUGAAAUACUAUAACCACACGGCUACACGAAAGCUAUUUCAAGACGUCACUGUCUUUGUUCAGAGAUUUCCAUAUCCAGCAUAUUCUCAUGAUUACUUCUUUACCUUUUUUGGUAUUUUCAUCCCUUUAGUAAUCUUAUUUAUCUUCUCUAUGAAUCAUCUUACCCUCACUCAGGCUAUUGUGUGGGAAAAGGAAAACAGAUUGAAGGAGUACCUACUCAUGAUAGGACUAAAUAAUUGGAUGCUCUGGGCUGCCUAUUUCUUCACAUUCCUCUCUUUAUAUUCAGUUAUCAUCCUUUUGAUGUGCAUGAUUUUCUUUGUCAAGAUAGAUCCUGCGCCAAUCAUCCAGUACAGUGAUCCAUCUCUUAUCUUCAUCUUUUUGCUAUGUUUUGCCAUCGCCACAAUAUUCUUCAGCUUUAUGGUCAGCACGAUCUUCAAUAAAGCACAUUUUGCUGUUUCUGUUGGAGGUUUCAUUUAUUUUGCUACCUACUUUCCAUUUGCCACAAUCUCUACAAACUUUGGACAAAUGACAUUCACCCAGAAGCUAGCUUCUUGUCUCAGCUCAAAUAUUGCAAUGGCGCUGGGAACUAAAUUCCUAGUCAAGGCAGAAAUGGAGAAAAUUGGAAUUAAGUGGAGUAACAUCAUCUCACCACCCAAAAUGGAGGACUUUGACUUUAUCCAUGUGCUGGGGAUGUUUUUAUUUGAUGCUUUCUUAUAUGGCCUUGUGGCCUGGUAUAUAGAAGCUGUCUUUCCAGGGGAGUAUGGUGUACCCAAGCCAUGGAACUUUUUCUUGCUGCGCUCUCACUGGUUUGGGGAAACACCAGAGAGAAAAAAGGAAACAAGGCAAUUUUAUGAAACAAAUGAAAGCAAGUAUUUUGAAGCAGAACCUACUAAUUUGGUGGCAGGUAUCCAAAUCAAACAUUUAUACAAGGAAUUCCAAGUACAAAAUACUACCAAGAUAGCUUUAAAAAACUUGUCUUUGAAUUUAUAUAUGGGGCAGAUCACUGUUCUUCUAGGACACAAUGGGGCAGGGAAAUCCACUACUCUAUCUAUUCUCUCAGGUCUCUAUCCUGCUACCAGUGGAGAGGCCUAUAUUAAUGGAUAUAACAUCUCACAGCAGAUGGUCCAUAUCAGGAAAAGCUUGGGCGUGUGUCCCCAACAAAACUUGUUGUUUGAUUAUUUGACCGUGUCAGAACAUCUUUACUUCUAUUGUGUGGUAAAAGGAAUACCUCAAAAGACACGUCUUAUGGAAACUGAUCAUAUGCUGGCUGCUUUUAACCUUCUAGAUAAGCAUAAUGCAUUUUCACAUUCACUGAGUGGAGGCAUGAAGCGCAGACUCUCCAUGAUCAUAGCACUUAUAGGGGGCUCCAAGGUGGUGAUACUUGAUGAGCCAACAUCUGGCAUGGACCCAGCCUCAAGGAGGGCCACCUGGGAUGUCCUUCAGGAGUAUAAAGAGAAUCGUACCAUCUUAUUGACCACCCAUUAUAUGGAUGAAGCUGACAUCCUGGGUGAUCGCAUAGCUAUCAUGGUCAAGGGAUCCCUGCGCUGCUGUGGCUCUUCAGUUUUCCUGAAAAGAAUAUAUGGUGUGGGAUACCACAUUGUUAUGGUGAAGGAAGCUCACUGUAAUGUUGAAGAAAUCUUCAAAUUGCUUCAAUAUUAUAUACCAACAGCCACUUUGGAGAAGAAUGUUAGUAAUGAAGUAUCUUUUAUUCUACCCAAAGAGUACACACACAGCUUUGAAGCUCUGUUUACUGAUCUGGAAAAGAGACGGUAUGAGUUAGGCAUUGCUAGCUUUGGUGCCUCUGUUACGACCAUGGAAGAAGUCUUUUUUAGAGUCAGUAAUAUGGAAGAUUCACAAACAGAUAUCCAAGCUACCCAAACUCUACCUCCCUCUGUGAUGAGUGAAGUCUCAAUUAAGAACCAGAAUAGGAAUAUGUCAAACAAUAAGAGAGCAGAUUAUUCCUCCAUGAAUGAAAACUCUGCUAUUAUGUUUAAUACUGGGUAUUCCCUCUACCACCAGCAGUUCUGGGCCAUGUUCAUAAAGAGGGCGAUGUUCAGUUGGAGGAAUUGGAAACUGAUUGCGCUACAGAUGCUGGCACUUCUAGGUUCCUUUAUUUUUCUCUCAGAAGCUGAUAAGCUUUCAUAUAAUAUUAAUGAAAAGGCCAGAGAAAUGAAUUUGGAUCAAUAUGGUAGAACAAUUGUGCCUUUAUCUAUUUCUGGAAAUUCUAGUUUGGCCCUGAUUUUCCUAAAACAUCUUAGAAGUAUACUAGAGUCUGACAAACACACACUUAAGGAAGUGCAAGGUGACCUACUGAAAUACUUAAUGGAAAAUGAAGAUUGUAUUCACUUAUGCAUUGUUGCAUUUUCCAUUGAGGUGAAGACAAAUAAAAUAAUUCUUACUGCUCUUUUCAACAAUCAAGCAUAUCAUUCACCAUCUCUGGCCUUGGCAAUAUUAGACAACAUUCUUUUCAUGACAGUUGCUGGCUCUAAUGCUUCCAUAACAGUCUUCAAUAAACCUCAGCCUUACUCUAAGCCUAAAAAACAAAGUGGAACAUUGUCAGAUGGACUCCAGGUGGCCUUAAAUCUACAUUUUGGCAUGACUCUUCUGAUCAGUGGCUUUUGUCUCCUGACAGUGACUGAACAAGUCACUAAGGCAAAGCACAUCCAAUUCCUGAGUGGGGUUUACAUCCCUGUGUACUGGCUUUCUGCUCUACUGUGGGAUUUCAUCAUCUUCUUCAUUACCUGCUGCUUACUACUGGUAACAUUUAAAUUCUGCCAAUUGGAUAUUUACAUCACAGAUUACCAUUUUCUGGACACAAUGCUGAUCUUCAUGCUGUAUGGCUGGUCUGCCAUUCCCCUCAUGUAUCUGCUGAGCUUCUUGUUUACUAAAAGUACUUCUGCCUACAUCAAACUUGUCCUGUUCAACUACCUUUCAGGCAUUUUCAGUACCCUCAUAGAUGCCACAUUGCAAUUUGAAGUUCAACAUAGGAUCUCCAGAGCCACCAGAGACUUCAUACUUAAUUCAUUACUGUUCUUUCCCAAUUACAACCUUGCGAAGUGUAUCAAUGACUAUUUUACUUUCUACCAGAUUAAGAAAUGGUGCUCUGGAAAUAAACCUCCUGUCUACCUAAACUGUAGUACAGAAAAUAUUGCAAAGAAUGUUUAUUCUUUGGAAGAGAAAAUGAUUGGAAAGUACAUGAUUAUAAUGAGUAUCAUAGGCUUUAUUUACCUUCUCUUCCUUUUCUUUUUGGACACUACCUUGUGGAAGCUAAGAACAUUUUUCAAUCAAUAUGUUUACUUUGGUAUCUAUAAGACAUUCAAGAAGAGAAAAGUGUUCAAGGAACUAUCUGGAGAAUCUGAUAAUGAAGAUGUACAAAAUGAAAGACAGAGAAUCGUGGGGCAGCCUCAGAAGGAAUUGGAUUCCGCAGUGCUUAUUAAGGAACUCACAAAGAUAUAUUUUAAGUAUCCAGUUGUUCUGGCUGUGAAAAAUAUCUCUGUUACAAUUCAAAGGGGAGAGUGCUUUGGAUUGCUUGGAUUCAAUGGAGCUGGAAAAACCACUACCUUCAAAAUUUUGACUGGAGAAGAGACUGUUACCACUGGGGAAGUGUUCAUUGAGCACUUUAGCAUCACUAAAAGCCUCCAAAAGGUGAAGUCAAGAGUUGGCUAUUGUCCUCAGUCUGAUGCAUUGCUGGAAUACAUGACUGGCCGGGAAAUAAUGAUCAUGUAUGCCAGAUCAUGGGGGGUUUCUGAGCCCCAGAUUCAGCUGUAUGUGAACAGAUGGUUGAGUUCAAUGCAACUGGAACCUCAUGCUGACAAGCUUAUUGGAACGUAUAGUGGAGGAACCAAACGCAGGCUGAACACUGCUAUUGCUCUAAUGGGAAAGUCCUCAGUCAUUUUGCUGGAUGAGCCAUCAGCUGGCAUGGACCCUGAAGCCCGACACCUGCUCUGGGAUGCUGUGACACGGACGCGUGAAAGUGGCAAAACCAUCAUUAUAACUUCCCACAGAAUGGAGGAAUGUGAUGCCUUCUGUACCAGGCUGGCCAUCAUGGUGCAGGGAAAGUUCCUGUGCCUCGGCAGCCCUCAGCACCUCAAAAACAAGUUUGGCAACAUUUACAUCCUGAAGGUCAAGGUCAAGAACGAUGUACAGAAUAAACUGGAGGAUUUAAAAUAUUUCAUCACACUAACAUUCCCAGGUAGUGUAUUAAAACAGGAAAACCAAGGGAUCCUUACCUACUACAUUCCCAGCAAGGACAGUAGCUGGGGAAAGGUGUUUGGUAUUUUGGAGGAAGCUAAAGAGCAAUUCCAUUUAGAAGAUUAUUCCAUCAGUCAGAUAACGCUGGAACAAGUUUUCCUGAACUUUGCUAACCCAGAGAACACAGAAGGUGAUUAUAAUGAAAAGUUCAAGAGCCCAGAUCCAUCCAGCGCUGAGAGGCCGGAACCUGAUACCUGGUCCAGUAGGGAAGAGAAGCGCCCUCUGAUAGAAUUCAGAACCUGGGCUCCCAACCAUUACGCUGCAGUGGAGGUGGGUCUUGGGGUGGGGUCCUGCAAAGAAGCAACCAUCGACCAAUCUGUGGGUGCCCUGUACCCUCUCUCAGAGCGUGAGGCCUCAUUAAACUUUUCUCUCGCGCCCUGCCUGAGGCACCCGGACCCCGAGGGCCCUACCUCGUGGCCCAGGUCCCACAGCGAGGCCCGACCGCAGAGGGCAGCGGCCACUGAAUCUCCUCCCACUUCCCGCCGCCAGCCACCGGCCUGCGAGGGUGAUCAGGCCCCUGAGGGACGAGGGAGCCCGGACAGGCGGAGGAUGAUGGGGUCGCUCGGCGCGGGGCAGGGGCCAAGAGUCCGGAAGCGGGCGAACGGCCACGAGGUAGGGCCCUCGGGGUCUGGGUGCCUCAGGCAGGGCGCGAGAGAAGAGUUUAAUGAGGCCUCACGCUCUGAGACAGGGUCCGGGGCACAGAGGGCGCGGAGACCGUGCCGCGAGGGCCGCAGGGAGGAAGGGGCGGCCUGGGGCUGGGCGUGUGCGCGCUUGCGCGAGGCAGGGGCCGAGGCGGGAGACCAGAGCCUCGCGAGAACUCUCAGCUGGGCGGUUGGGGAAGGCGUUGGGAGGAGGCGCUGCGGCGGGGGCCCAGGGCGCGUGUCCCUCAGAGGUGGGGGUGGGGGCGGAGCUGUGGCGCUGGUGGUUUGGAGCCCUGAGCGGUGA